This is a messenger RNA of Rhipicephalus sanguineus (brown dog tick), 2304 nucleotides long. Its product is annotated as neprilysin-1. The coding region runs from base 1 to 2304 and encodes 767 amino acids. The transcript has 6 exons. Lineage: Eukaryota; Metazoa; Arthropoda; Arachnida; Ixodida; Ixodidae. Gene Ontology annotation, biological process: protein processing. The record is from RefSeq and is a predicted model, not a curated record. Gene Ontology annotation, cellular component: plasma membrane. Gene Ontology annotation, molecular function: metalloendopeptidase activity.
AUGUCGUCAGCUCGUGGCAGCGUAGCGGCAAGAAAGAGCCAGGGCGACGUCGCCUUCAAGGACGUCGACAAGAAGACCGACGUCGACACCACGGACAGAGUCGAAGAACCGGAGAGUGACGACGAGUUUUCGCCAUCGGUCUUGCGGGCGGGCGUGUUCCGAACCUCGAAGGCCCAGUGGCGACGCUACUCGAAGUGCGUCGUGGCCGGCGGCAUGGCGGCGCUUCUAGUGUGCCUCGCCAUACCCGCCGGAAUUCGAUCCUACGUUGGCUGCCAGUCGCCGAAUUGCGAGAACUGGCUCGAGGAGAUGAGCUACUCCAUCGACGCCACCAAGAAGCCGUGCGACAACUUUUACGACUACGUGUGCGGACGCUACUCAAGCGCCUCGGAUUCCUUCUUUCCCAACGCCUUUCUGCGCCUCCAAGUCCGCAUCUUCCUCUCCUUCUACAAGAGGAUCAUGUUGCAAGACGUGGACACCUUGCGUGAAGACGAAGGCGAGGACAGCCCGCGUUUCAAGGCCGUGUACAUGACGCAGCAAUGCCUUCAGGAGGCAAUGAACAACGUGGAUCGUCUUGACACGCUCAAGGAGUUCCUGGCCACCUACAACCUGUCGUGGCCUCCCGACAAGGAGCGGCUGCCCACGUCUCUUCUGGACACGCUAGUGGAACUGAGCCUGAAGAGGGACAUACACGUUCUCUUCCAGUUGCAGCCGGACAAGGACUUCAGCAGGCCAGGAUUUCAUCUUCUCCAUUGGGACAUUAACAUCCAAGGUGUCGUCGUGUGGCUAAUGCUGCGAGGAGUCUUGAUAGAGAAGGGAGAAUUGGACAAGGCGUUCCGUCAGUCGGCGUUGCUUCUUACUGGCAGAGAACUGCCGCCUCAGCUGAUCACGCGCAUCAUCGACCUGGACAGCCGCUUCCUCGCGGUCACCGUGUUGCCGCUUCUGGCUGUGCGAAACAACCAGACCCUCGAAUACGUCAAGUUCUCGGACGCGGACUCGAUCACGCUGCAGGCGAACAGCACCGUCCGUUUGCUGCACGCCGUGAAUCGCUUGCUGCCCGCGGACCGGCAGCUCACGGCCGACGACCGGAUGAUCGUGAAGAACAAGUUCAUCCUACCAUUUAUCAGCGAAAUCGUGCUCGGCGAACACUCCGGCUCGGAGACGGUGGCCGGCUACGUGGCUUUCCUCGUCGCCCUCCAACUGGCGCCGGCCAUGUCCGGCAGGUACUUGGAAUCGCUCGUUCCCAGCGAAGCCGUCAGUUUCGUCGUCCGUCUACUGAUGUGCUUGAUCGUUCCCAACCAGCAGCUGUCGUACGCCAUGGUGGACCUCUUCGUCGACUGGUUCGUCGAGAACGACAAGCUAGCCGCCAUUCGCGCCAUGUCCGCGGCGCUCUGGAAGGCCACGGAGUCCAUCAUCACCGACCUGUCCUGGAUCGACGAGACGACGCGCAAGAAGGGACUCGAACACAUUCGGCGUCUCGGGCGCGUCGUCGGCCACCCGUUCAACUUGUCCGACGCGAAGCGGGAACUGCGCGAACACUACGCCUUCGUGCCGAGGCUUCCGGCCAGUCACGCCGACAUGUUCACAACGGUGCACGACGCCCACGCGAGGCGACGGCUGGAGCUGCUGAAGGCGACCAAACCCUCGGUGAGACAGGAGGACCCUGAGCAGCCGAUGAUCUUGGUGAACGCGUUCUACGUGCCCAUCUACCACUGGGUCUUCAUCAUGGACGGCAUCAUGUUCGCCCCCUUCUAUACGCUCACGGUGCCCGAGUCGGUCAACUACGGCGCCUUGGGUCACGUGGUGGGCCACGAAGUGACACACAGCUACGACCCUGUGCUCGGCGUCUUCAACGCAUCCGGCCUGAAGGACGACUGGUGGAGUCCGAAGUCAAGGGAGCUGUUCGACAAGCGCAUCCAGUGCUUGCGCGACCUCUACAACGAGGUCCCGUGGUCAUACGGCGUCAGGUACGGCGACAGUGCUCUGUCCGAGAACUUCGCCGACUGCGGCGGCUUGGAGAAGGUGAUGAGGGCCUUGCGCGAACUGGGCCCGCAGCCUGGCGUAACGCUGGGCGAGCACAGCUUUACGGCCCAGCAGGCGUUCUUCGUCAGCAGCUGCUUCAAGUGGUGCGCCAAGUACGUUCCGAAGCCUGCGGCCGGCGAGCAGCCCGACGACAUUGCGAAGAUCUACUCGCCCUUGAACAUGCGUUGCAACGUUCCCCUGAUGAACACACCGGCGUUUGCCGACGCCUUUGGCUGCGCACCGGGCACGAUCAUGAGCCCGAAAGUGCGCUGCCAACUCUUCUGA